AUGGCGUGCCCCAUCACGGUCACCAAAUUCGUGGGAACUGUUUCCCUGGGCAUUCUCACGGGCCUAUCCUACUCCGCAUCUGCAGUUACAAUCCCCGCCUUGAGCCUUCUUCCCACCUCCGCCAACGCCUCUCGUGCCCUCAACGAAGUGAAACGCCUGAACCGCAAACAUGGUCUACGGCUAGCCAACCUUGCUAACGGCUGUCUCCUUUUCGCAUACUCUAUCUCGCCGAGACACCGCAAACACCCCUACCUGGUCUGGAUGUGCGUCGCGUCGGUCGUUGGAUCAUACGGUAUGGACUUUUGGUUCCACAGACAACAGGGCCUCAAGGCGUGGGCUUGCAGUGUGUUGCAGGACACGGGGUGCAUGGCGCUCGCGGGCAAAGCCGCCAAGAAGGACGAGGAUCUCGUUGUCGUCGAGACUGAAGAGUCGGUUAAUGGUGAGAGUGUCCGCGAGGAGCUGGCUCGGGAGCGGCGGCUGCAGCGUGCCAGAGCCGUGUUCUCGGGCAUUGCGCUUUCCAUGGGCAUUGUGGGACUCUGGGGUGAUAGGAAGUAA
Aspergillus clavatus NRRL 1 is the source of this 555-nucleotide messenger RNA. RefSeq lists its product as uncharacterized. The record is from RefSeq and is a predicted model, not a curated record. Gene Ontology annotation, cellular component: mitochondrion. The transcript is spliced from 2 exons. NCBI's taxonomy places the organism in Eukaryota, Fungi, Ascomycota, Eurotiomycetes, Eurotiales, Aspergillaceae. Bases 1 to 555 code for a protein of 184 amino acids. Gene Ontology annotation, biological process: autophagy of mitochondrion.